Molecule: messenger RNA, 2618 nt
Organism: Girardinichthys multiradiatus
Lineage: Eukaryota; Metazoa; Chordata; Actinopteri; Cyprinodontiformes; Goodeidae
Gene: rtn4r
Product: reticulon 4 receptor
Exons: 2
Coding region: 545-1951 (468 amino acids)
Cellular component (GO): plasma membrane
Molecular function (GO): protein binding
Source: RefSeq, a predicted model, not a curated record
CCGAUGAACGCACACACACUGAUGCGCACCAGUGCGGCUGUAGUCCAAGCUCAUGCCGCACACUUUCCUCUCUGUGCACUUGGAAAAUAUACAGUGAUUAAAAAAAAAAAACAGUGGUUCGAACUGGAUGUGUUCUGGAUAUGGAUUCAGAGCUUUUUGUUGAUUCUCUACAACUGCAAUAACACUUCGAGCUCUUUUUUCUUUUUGUGUUGUUAUUCCAGAGCUGUCUGCUCGUCCCACAUUUUCGGGGAGGUGUCGAGUCUGCUGAUCUAAAUUUGGAUGUUUACUGCUGACUUUUUCCUGAAAUCCUCAUCCACAUGACUGAGCCAGGGUACGAGCGGAGACGUGGCUCCCCACCUGGGAAGACCUACGGCUAAAGUUUGAAGGGUGCAAAUCUGAUCGUUUCCCCCACCUUUACUUGCUAGGAUUUGCAAUCACCCCAUAAAUUGCAGUAAAUAGCGGAUAUCUUAUCUAUCUCUGCGCAGCAGCGGGAGUUGUUCGACUUGGAUUUAUAGCACUCCUGGAUUUCACCCCCAUCUAAACCAUGAGGACCGUCGUUUUUGAUGGGGGGCGACUCCUUUUCCUGGUGAUGUGGCUGAACCUAUUGCCUCAAACUGACAGCUGCCCUGCCAAGUGUGUGUGCUAUAGUGAGCCCAGGCCCACUGUGGCUUGCCAACAACAAGGACUGUUUUCCAUUCCUACAGAGAUUCCUGUACGGAGCCAACGGAUAUUCCUCCAGAGUAACAAGCUGACAGUGGUGAGGUCCACUAGCUUCAGUUUGUGUCACAAUCUUACUGUGCUCGGGCUUUACUCAAAUAACAUAAGCUACAUCGAGGCUGGAGCCUUUUUUGGUUUGGAAAAACUAGAGGAACUGGACAUUGGAGAUAACAGCAACCUCCGCACCAUUAGCCCAACAGCCUUUCGGGGUUUAACUAAGCUGCACACCCUCCACCUGCACAGAUGUGGCCUGUCAGAGCUCCCUGUUGGUGUUUUCCGAGGAAUGUUCUCUCUCCAAUAUCUUUACCUGCAAGACAAUAACAUUAUCAUGCUGCAUGAUGACACCUUUGUGGACCUUGCCAACCUCACCUAUCUCUACCUGCACAAUAACAAGAUCAAGAUAGUAACAGACAACAUGUUUCAUGGCCUAAUAAAUCUGGACCGCCUACUGCUACACCAGAACCGGGUAAUCUUUGUCCAACCCAGGGCUUUUAGUGAUCUUGGUAAACUAAAAUCCUUAUUCCUGUUCUUUAACAACCUUACUGUCUUGACUGGGGAGACGAUGGACCCUCUGGUAUCCCUCCAGUAUUUGCGUUUAAAUGGGAAUCAAUGGAUUUGUGAUUGCCGGGCGAGGACCUUAUGGGACUGGUUUAAACGUUUCAAAGGUUCCAGCUCAGAGUUGGAGUGCCAUGUUCCAGAGUUCCUGGCAGGAAAGGACCUGAAACAACUGAAAAGUGAAGAAUUGGAGGGAUGUGUAGAAACACCACAAAUACAGACCAGCCUUGUCAACUCCAAAGCACUGUUUGGGAAAAUUUCCUCAACCGAAAGUCCUCUAGCCGAAACCAUUCCCAGGUGUUGUCUUGGAGAUAAUGACAAGUCCUCCAUCCUUUCUGGAAAAAGUCACCAGAUCACUAAUAAUCCUCUUAAGGAUAAAGAGAACAUGUCCAAAACCAAAUACAAACAGCAAGAAAGAACAGCAAAAAACGAGACCCAGAAUAAGCAAAAUGAUGGGCCACUGGGGACCUUAUCCAACAACCUGGACAAGACGUUGGAAAACCUAAACCCUGAAUUCAUAGAGAAUCCAGAAUCAUCUACAGCAUCAAACAAAAAGAAAAAGAAGUGUUCCAAAAAACCCAAAUUGGAUGCCAACUGCAAUAAAAGCCAGAGCUCUACUUUGCAAGUGCUGCACUUUCUCAUUAUUUCCAUGAUUUGGAUAUCUCUAGCCAUGUCUUAGGACUCCUGACAACACUGCACAAAGAACUCAAGAAUGUUUAUGCUAAUGACAAUGACACAGAACAUCCAGUGACACCUACAACAGACAGUGACUGAAAAGCAAGGAGUCAUGUUGACCCAACAUCGCUGGAGACAAACAAUAGUGAAAAAAGUACAAUAAAAGAAACGGAUGCCUUUACAGAUCUAAUGUAAAUAUUGAUUUGGUGCCCAAAAUUGUUUGUUCUCUAUGUACUCAAUUGUACUGUGUCUAAGCUACACUUUGGAGGAUCUGCCCCCCCCUCAAAAACAAAAAAGCUUUUAUUGCUUAGACAGACCACAGCAAAACAAAACAAAGGACAAAAACAACGGUGGAUAAAAAGCUUCAUACUGGAAAUUAGAGACAAAUGCAAAAAAUGUUUGGUCUGUUUGAAGAGGAAAAAAUUCGCCUCUCAAUAUUUAUUCAAAGUCAUACAUUUGUUGUAAUGUUCUUUUUUAUGUUUAUAAAAAUAAAUGUUUUACCUCCUGGAUUUUAGUUCUAUAUUUUCAUGACAAAAAGGAUAUAUGGGGAACAUUUACGAAAUGAAUGCUGUCCUUUUAUUCAUUGGGAAUUGCAUUGAAAUCAUAGAUAUGCAUUUAUUUUACUUGUGUACAAGUAUGGAUAUAUUAUGAAUAAAAGUUCUUAUUUCAUA